This is a messenger RNA of Haliaeetus leucocephalus (bald eagle), 2914 nucleotides long. It is a transcript of the gene BCLAF3, whose product is annotated as chromosome unknown open reading frame, human CXorf23. Gene Ontology annotation, biological process: positive regulation of transcription by RNA polymerase II. The record is from RefSeq and is a predicted model, not a curated record. Gene Ontology annotation, molecular function: transcription coregulator activity; DNA binding. NCBI's taxonomy places the organism in Eukaryota, Metazoa, Chordata, Aves, Accipitriformes, Accipitridae. The transcript is spliced from 11 exons. Gene Ontology annotation, cellular component: mediator complex. The coding region runs from base 34 to 2193 and encodes 719 amino acids.
CUUCAAGAAACUCAUAUAAACACGUGAGAGAAGAUGACAAGAUCUAGAUCAAGAUCACCACGAUGGAAACCAAGGUCCUUAUCUCCAGCAUUUAGGAGUCCAGAGCACCAUAGGCAAAGGCAUGCUCAUAUAAAUUAUGACUGUGAAUAUAAAAGCUUUCGUAAGGACCCAAAGAAACCUAUGCCUUGGAGAACAGAAGAUGAAAAAUACGGACAAAGCAAUUCCAGGUUUGCACCUUAUGGAAAUAACCACCAGAGAAUAUAUGAACGUAGAUCACCUUCACCAAACCUGAAAAGAAUUCCCAUGGAAGAUACUUACAGUCAUAAGCCCUACAGAACACAUUCAUCUGAAAGAACUGAAAGCAAUAGGAGAUGCCAGUUACCACCAAAAUACUCGGAAAUACCAUAUAAUGAGCAUGAUCGUCCCUUUUACCAACACAAGAUGGAAGACAGAUACAUGUUUGAGCACUACAAAGUCACUGGAAAUGAAAAAGGAAUGAAACCUUUUCCUAGACCAUUAGGGGCUUCAUGUCAACUUGAAAGAAAAUGGCAUGAAGAUGACUUGAGGCACCAGAGGUUACAUGAAGAGAAGUAUGGUCAGUCACCCAGAAGAGUUUCUGAUGAAUUUACGGCAAGGAGCUCUUUACAGAAGAGGUAUCCUGAAGAUCACGAUUACAGAGAAUAUGGGCACACGUCUAAAAGGGCUAAAGAAAUGGAGAGGUAUGACGGUGGAGAAGUAGCAAGAAAUUCCAAGUGGAAGCAAGAACGUUCUUUUCCACCCUACGAAGAAAAGGAGGAGCAAAGAAAUCUGGGUGCCCAGCCCCACCGAUCGGCUGAAAGGGAGUACUCGGAGGGUUCUGUCACAAAGAUAGCCUACGAGUACAGUCACAAACGGCGCAGGCAUCCAGAUGGGGAAAAGCUUUUUUCAGAUGAUAGAGCUCAGAAAUACGUGAAGCAGGAAGACCAGAAAUACGGUUCUUCUAAGGGUGCCCGGAAUAGCAAAGAGUUAGAUUACUUUAGCAGUGGAAGAGCGAGACGGACUGAAGAAGGGCACUUCGAAGUACCUGUUAAAUAUAGUUCAAAGAAGGGCUGCGAUGCUUGUGUUAACUCUUCCAAAAUGGAUGUCGAUCUGAGAUCUUUUAAAAACAAACCGAAGGAAAGAGUAAGGAAAGAAGGGGAAUUCAGGAAAAAAGUAGAUUCCUCCGAUAGCCAGCAUGAUUCAAGUCAUACUGUUUCAGAUGUGAAAAUGUCAGAUGUCAACUGUAGGAGGGAACAUCUCACAAUCAAAGUGGAUAUGAAGAAAAUGGUGACCAAGUACAGGACUGCCUCUAGUCAUACUACAGAGAGACAGAUGUCACGUGAUCUGGUUGCUGUUGGCAGGAAAAAUGAAAAUUUUCAUCCGGUGUUUGAGCACAUGGAAUCUGUAACACAAAAUGUUGAAAACGACCCAUCAAGAGAAUUUACUCAGGAAAUAAUCACAAUUAUCCAUCAAGUUAAAGCAAAUUAUUUUACAUCUUCUGACAUAACUCUACAUGAACGGUUCUCAAAAAUUCAGAAUAAACCAAUUGCAAAUAUGAAUGAAGUUAAAAUACGUUUGGAUCCAGAAAUUCACAGGAGGAUUGACAUGUCUCUAGCAGAACUUCAGAACAAACGAACUGUGCCAUCUGAAUCUCCCCAGAACAUUAUGAGAGUGUUAGAAGAUCCAAAUGAUCUACGGCAUGAUAUAGAAAGGAGAAGAAAAGAGAGGUUGAAGAAUGAAGAUGAGAGAGUGUUUCAUGUAGACGGUGUAACUCCAAGGAACCAGCAAAGCUGCAGUCUUUCAAAAUUACAAAACUCUCAACUUGAUGGCUUCCAAAAGCCUAUGAGGUUCAUUAAGCCACCCUUCCGGAAAUUUAUUGGGAAACCUCACCUGAAUUCUUACUAUUCUUCAAAACCAAGUGAUACUUACCCUCACAGACGCAUUAGAGGACACCUUGAAAAUGCAGGACCCAUCAGAAGACACUUUAAGAGCAACUUUGCAGAUGGCCGUUUGCAAUCCCAUUAUAAAUCAGGCUUAGUACAGAAGGGUUUAUAUAUUCAGGCUAAGUACCAGCGGUUACGUUCUGUUGGCAUAAGGGGAUUUACCACUAAUAAAUUCAGAGAUGGAUUUUUGAGGAAAGAAAAGGGAAAUUUAAAUAUUGCAACAGAAACCUGAAUUAAGCUGUGAUUCUGAAGUUGAAAUGGAUAACACAGUGAAGGGAGCAUCUGUUCAUUUUUUGACAACUUUGUCAAGACUUAAAAUAGAAUAAAGGAACUAACCCUGUAACUUGAUUAAGAAUAACUUUAUUUUUCAGUAGUGGAACGCUACAGAACUUUUUUACAGUUUUAAUAAUUGCUUUUAAAGUACAGUAUUCAAUUGAAACAUUGUAGUAUGUACCUUUAGUUCCUUUUGCAUACCAGUCUCAAGUAAAGAAGUCAUCGAAGGGAGUCUUAUUUAUUGAAUACUUUUUCCUCUAAGCAUGAUGUUACAGAUGGAACUUGAGUUGUUAUACCCAGAGGUUUGUAUGUUGAAAGUUUAUUGCUUAUGUAAUAAAAAAAAAGGAAAAAAAAAAAAGUGCCUGAAUUGUUUGGUAAUAGCACAUUAGCUCAGGAUUUUCCAAGUAAUGACCUUUUAGGUUGUGCAAUAGAUUUUACACCUCUGUUCAGUCAUUUCCGUAAAACAGUAUUUUGUAUUGCUUUAUUUUAGUUUAAUAAUAUACUUGAGUUUCUGAUGUGUAUAUACAUUUGUAAAUUGUUAGAAUGUUUGGACAACUUGCAGUAUUUGAUUAAAAUGAAUGGUAAGAGGCAGGUAUGUAAUGUACUGUAGCAGUAGCUUAUAACUGCACUGAAAGCAUGCUUGGGUUUGUUAGAGGAUUAGUUGCUCUGUAUUCAAAAUU